Messenger RNA from Hippocampus zosterae (dwarf seahorse), 4845 nucleotides. Its product is annotated as gamma-aminobutyric acid receptor subunit alpha-3-like. The transcript is spliced from 11 exons. Gene Ontology annotation, molecular function: transmitter-gated monoatomic ion channel activity involved in regulation of postsynaptic membrane potential; benzodiazepine receptor activity; GABA-A receptor activity. NCBI's taxonomy places the organism in Eukaryota, Metazoa, Chordata, Actinopteri, Syngnathiformes, Syngnathidae. Gene Ontology annotation, cellular component: synapse; neuron projection; dendrite membrane. Gene Ontology annotation, biological process: monoatomic ion transmembrane transport; synaptic transmission, GABAergic; gamma-aminobutyric acid signaling pathway. Bases 474 to 1916 code for a protein of 480 amino acids. The record is from RefSeq and is a predicted model, not a curated record.
GGGUCCCUUCCAGUUAUCGAGCACAUUACAAGGCAACGAGGCAAGCUCUCCCGCAAGCAUGCGAUGCGCGUCCACGUGGCCGGUGGAGCGCGUGACAGAUCAGCGCCGCUAACGCAGCCCCCCGCGGCUUCAGGGUUUGCCCCUCCUGAAGAGCACCAAUCUGAGAUGGCUACACGGAGGGGGGCGGGAAGGAUAGUUUGAGAAGGGCUGAGCUUUUUUUUUCUUUUUUUUUGCGCGCGAGGAUGCCAAUUUCUCUCUUAUUCUAUCACUGACAACGAGCCCCAAAAUAAACAAAACAAAAUAAAGGAAUCCUAAAAGGCAGCAGAGAGACAUCAGCCGGACCACUCGUCAGAACCUCAUUAACUCCAAAGACCGGAGGGGGGGAAAGAAGCAGAAACAGCAGGAAGACGAUCUGGUGUUUUUUUUUAAUUUUUUAUUAUUUUUUACAAGUGGAGUCCUCUGUCUAAAUUGCUAUGGCUGCUGCGUUUUGGAAGCUUGAACGCCCGCACUUGGCCUUGUGGCUCUUCCUCCUAUGCCUCAGCAUGAUUCCGCAAGCCAGUGCCGUCGUUGGACACAGAGAGCCGCUGCCCGAUGACAGUAAUAAUAUCACAAUUUUCACCCGAAUCUUAGACAGACUGUUGGAUGGUUAUGACAACAGACUACGUCCUGGGCUGGGAGAGAGCGUCACUGAAGUGAGGACCAACAUUUACGUGACAAGUUUUGGGCCCGUGUCAGACACCGACAUGGAGUACACCAUCGAUGUAUUUUUCCGUCAGAGUUGGAGAGAUGAGAGACUGAAAUUUGACGGGCCCAUGCAGGUGUUGCCCCUAAACAACCUCCUUGCCAGUAAGAUCUGGACACCUGACACAUUUUUCCACAAUGGAAAGAAGUCUGUGGCCCACAACAUGACAACCCCAAACAAACUUCUGCGACUAGUUGACAAUGGCACACUUCUCUACACGAUGAGGUUGACCAUUCAUGCCGAAUGCCCCAUGCACCUGGAAGACUUCCCCAUGGAUGCGCACGCCUGUCCCCUGAAAUUUGGAAGCUAUGCUUACACCAACAAUGAGGUGAUUUAUCUCUGGACACAAGAAGAUGAGCGCUCUGUUUCUGUGGCUGAAGAUGGUUCCAGGCUCAACCAGUAUGACCUACUGGGACACGUUAUUGGCAAAGAAACCAUAAGUUCCAGUACAGGGGAAUAUGUAGUGAUGACAACAUAUUUCCAUUUGAAAAGGAAAAUUGGCUAUUUUGUGAUCCAAACCUACCUUCCCUGCAUCAUGACAGUCAUCCUGUCACAGGUGUCCUUCUGGUUAAACAGAGAGUCGGUUCCUGCACGCACCGUAUUUGGGGUCACCACCGUCCUCACCAUGACGACCCUAAGCAUAAGUGCCCGCAACUCCCUCCCUAAGGUUGCCUAUGCCACAGCCAUGGACUGGUUCAUGGCAGUGUGCUAUGCCUUUGUCUUCUCUGCCUUGAUUGAGUUUGCCACAGUCAACUACUUCACCAAGCGCAGCUGGGCGUGGGAUGGGAAAAAAGAGGGCAUGGAGGUCAGGGAACCGUUUCAGGCUAACAUGGCCAGGAUUAACGAUAUGAGAAGAGAAUCUGCAAGUCUCUCCAAAAAGGCAAACAACACUUUCAACAUUGUUGGAACAACCUACGCCAUCAACGUAGCAAAAGACCAAGGUUUAACAACCAUUUCUAAGAGUGCCGCUACCGGGGCACCGGCCAAACACUCCUAUCUCCAUAAAAUGGACGAUCCCUACACAGAAGCCAAGAAGUCUUACAACCGAGUCAGCAAAGUGGACAAGAUAUCGCGCAUCAUUUUCCCCAUCCUUUUCUUCAUCUUCAACUUGGGCUACUGGGCCACAUACGUGAACAGGAAGCCGGCAAUCAUAGAGGCAAACAACCCCAACUGAAUUUGAUCCAAAAUCAAUCUUGAAUGGGUUUAGGAGAAGGAGAAAGGUUUGAUGGAAGCCAUGAAAAUCUUAACGUGUACGUGUGCGUGUGCGUGUGCGUGUGCAUACAGUGGUACCUAAUUUGCGAGUGCCCUAACUUAAGAGAGGUUCCGGGUUGGAAUGUGGCUUGGUUGAUUUAUGUUUUUGUUUGUUUAUUUUGCUUUGUGUUGAGAGUCAAAAUUUCCACGAUAAGUGAGCUUCAAAUACACUGUCACUCAAGUGAAGUAGGAAUAAAAAAAACGAGAACAUUUGACGUACAGUAAUGCCUGCAAAGUUUACAUAUGUGUGCAAGGGGGUAGAGGCCAAAGUCACUUUCUGUCAUUUAUUGAACAUAAAAAUUGAACAUACAAAUACAAAAUGUCUCAUUUUCAAAACUGACUCGAGCGCCUGACGUCCCACAAGGCCGUUUCCCUUCAAGGCCGCAGACACACGAAUACUGCAGUGCGUACAGUAAUUACACUUCAUAAAGCGAGUUUGUUUACUUGCGUUGUAUUUUUAUUUAUACACACACGCACACACAAUAUAUAUCUAUAUAUAUAUAUGUGUGUAUGUGUGUGUGUGUGUGUUAAAUCUCAUCAAAUCCAAUAGAGGAGCUGCCUUUACGAAGAUAAUAUUGCAAUUGAGGGUGGUGGUUAUGAAGAUAAUUGUGCUAAGGUUUGUAGUGGUGGCAUCAUGCCAAAAUUGUUUGCCCCAAUUUUGCUACUAUAGACUGCAAAUUUCCCCAAUGUGGGACAAAUAAAGAUUAUCUUAUCUUAUCUUAUAUCAUUUCUGUCAUAUGUCUUAACUCAUUCACUCCCAAAGACGUUUUUAAACGUCUUUUCAGAUUUGGUCUAGAAUUGGCUUAGAAAAAAUAAAACAUCUAUUUUGCAUCACAGCAAACAGUAAUUGCCAACAUGUUGGUGUGUGCUAUCACCUCUGACGCUGUCAAUUCAAAUGGACCCAAAUGGACCCUCCGACAAGCAUGAAGGCUUUUAGUAUUGUUACGAUUGUCAUUUCUUGAUGAGUUUGUUCGCGCCAUUAUGACCCCCCCAAAAAAACCUGCACAAAAUGUUCUGUUUUGUUUUAUGGAGUAUUGCUACACAAAAUCUACAGCAUCAUGAAACAUUUUGAUGCUGACCAGUUUUGUUUGAACAGUCAGUAUCUCAUCGAAUGGAGCCGUCUUCUGGGGCAUCCAGGAAAAAAAAAUGUCACUGCCCAUUAUUUGUACAGUGACACAUCACAGCCAUGAAGUGGAAAUUCCCAUCCUAAAUACAAGAAAUUAGCACGCUAACGAACAUACGGGCAUUCUAGUAAAUAUCUUUGUAAAGGCAGCAUUUUUUAGAUUGAGAAUUAACACUCUGCACAUUCUGUGUAUGUGUUGUGAUAUUUUGCUCGCCCAUGAACACGGAGGGGCAAACGCUCACAUGAAGCUACCAUGGCUGUGAGGGAGUUUAAUUUCACGAUACCCUCUUUUACACAGUUCGGCAAUUUGCUGUUAAUGUGUUUCCAAGAGAAAGAAGUACAAUGCCAACAAAAGGGAAGGACAGAACACAAAGGUUCUGUGUAAAAGUCUACAAAGGACUAGUGGAAUGAGUGGAAAUAUACAGUAAGCAAUCUAAAGCCCCCCCACUGGUGUGGCAUCACGCUACCUUUGUUCCGUUCUGUGUAAACAAGCAAAGCGGCGUUGCGGCAGACUCAUUUCUACUGCGAUGUUAUGCAAUCUCUGCGUCAAAGAGGACGGUGUUGCAGUUGUUUUCUUCUCUCAUUGACAGUAGCUCUGGCCCCGUUUCCUGUUGUGAGUAACAAAGUAGUCCAUCGUUGUAUCUUGACCGCUUGUCAUUUUGUAAAAUAGUGAAAAUUGUUUUCUCUUUCUCUGUUUUGCAAGCACGUGGUUUCAGGUUGUCAUCGUUGCGCCCAGGUGAAAACGGGAAUUAAUAACAUGCAUGCACGCACACUCACAUUAUGCAGAGGAUGCAAUCCAAGACAUCCAAAGAGCUGUUCUAUGGUUGCUUACGUGUGGUCUGGGAGUAGGGAGCAGCCCCAGUAUAGUGCCAUAUAGGAACAUCAUUAAUAAUCUUCGGUGUCUGGACUUCAACUCAAACUGAAUCUCAUCAGAGCCAAAGUGGUAUCAUCCAGAAUUGCGGUAGCCUGUGCAUUUUCACGUCCAGUGGCUCUAGCUUGCUGAUUAUGGUUUUGCUUAAAAAGGGAGCCAAGUGCCUUGGUGAAAAUACGGACAACAUAAAUGGGGCGGGGGGGGGGGGGGUUAUCUUUUUGUGCUUUUUCACACAUUCAUAACAAAACGCCAUCAUUAGCUAAGACUGGAGCCCAGGUUUUUUUUCUGUUUGUCAUAGAAAUUAAUACAAUUGGGUGUUUUAUACUGUCAAUGUAUAUUAAGAGCGAGAGAAGAAAAAAUAUUGAGUAUAUUUUUCCUUAUAGUUUUACUAAAUUGCAUCUGCGCUGUCAGUGGUUACUUGUGUUUUUCUGCCUAUCCAAAAAGCAAUGUUUUUUUUUUUUUUUACUCAAGCAAUUUCUGUACUUGUUGAACAACGUUUCUGUUUUUGUCAUAGACAAGCGCUUGCCAAAUAUACAGAUAAGCACUAUCAAUUUGUAUCAUUGUAGUGACGCCAGACCUAGUGGGGGAAAAUAUUUGGUCGAUUGCUCAUGUACGACACUUUUUUGUUCGUUUAUUUCAACCAAUAGAACUGAGCAGCAAAGUUGCCUUUAUGUUGAUACUCAACACAUAUUAUGAUCCACUAGCAGUUUUUCUGGAAAUGUUGCACCAUGCUAUUUGUCAAAACAUCUUUUGAAACAAUUUUCAGGAGUGAAUGAAAGAAUAAUUACAGUAGCAGCCUGUGCUAUGCCUCUCUUAAAGUUGUCUUACUGUCGCAAAACAAACAAAAAAAAAAAACAA